Messenger RNA from Labrus mixtus (cuckoo wrasse), 3872 nucleotides. RefSeq names its product multiple epidermal growth factor-like domains protein 6. The record is from RefSeq and is a predicted model, not a curated record. Bases 1 to 3738 code for a protein of 1245 amino acids. The transcript has 24 exons. NCBI's taxonomy places the organism in Eukaryota, Metazoa, Chordata, Actinopteri, Labriformes, Labridae.
AUGGCUACUUCUGCCCCGCUGGCCAUAGCUGUCCUGUUGGCUCAGCAAAUGAGGUGCCUUGUGAGCCUGGCACUUACAACCCUGCUCCUGGAGCAGCCCGCUGCUUAUUAUGCCCCAAAGGGAGCAUGUGUUCCUCCUCAGCCACUCAAGAGCCCUCGAUCUGCCCAGCUGGUGAGGAUGGAGAACACGCAUUUCAGUCAUGUUUGUCCUGUUGGGACAGCCGUGCCUCAGCCCUGCCCAUUAGGGACUUUCAGCAACCAGACGGGCGCUUACUUUCUGUCCGUCUGCACACCCUGUCCCUCUGGAGUGUACUGUAGCUCAUAUGGAGCCUCCACACCACAAGGCUUUUGUCUCCAGGGUUAUUUCUGCCAAGGAGGAGCCAUGGAGCCAACACCUCUGAGCUCUAACAACUUCCCCAGGAAUGGCCCUUGUCCUGUGGGACACUAUUGUCCAGCAGGGUGCCUCUCUCCAGUCCCAUGCCCCCUGGGCAGUAUUCGAAACACCACAGGAGGUGUGUCCAUGGAGAGUUGUUCUACCUGUCCUGCAGGACAAUACUGCUCCACUGAGGGUCUGUCCAACCCCAGUGGCCCCUGUGCUGCUGGUUUCUACUGCCCCUACGACUUCUCCUCCGCCACUCCAUAUCCCUUCCUCUGUCCCAAGGGCCACUACUGUCCAGAGGGCUCUGCCAUGGCCCAGCCUUGUCCCACAGGUGAAUACCAGCCAAACCCGGGCUCAGAUAGCUGCAUCCCAUGUCGCCCUGGAUUCUACUGUGAGGAGGCCAUAGUGGGAGAGCCAUUGGCCUGUCCACCACACUCAUUCUGCCCUGCAGGUACCAUGGUUCCUCAGCCCUGCCCUAAUGGGACAUACACUCAUUCAAACCAGGGAGGGCUUCAAGAAGAGAGAGAGUGUUUACCCUGCCCUCCUGGGAGGUUCUGCAGGGCUGGAAGGAUCCAGGGUGUGUGUGCUGCAGGGUAUCUUUGUGUGUCUGGGAGUGCAGAGUUCACCCCUCAGACACCAAUGUUUAACCUGACGCAAUGCCAGUGGGGCAUGCAGUGUGCUGGGCCUUGUCCUCCAGGGUUCUUCUGUCCUGAAGGCAUGGUGGAGGCUCAGUCGUGUCCUGUAAAUACUAUCAGAACAUCCCCAGGUGGUGCCAGCCUACAGGACUGCUUAUCCUGCCCACCUCAGCAUUGGUGUAAACCUGGAGACCCAGUGCUUCAUCUGUGUCCUGCUGGUCAUUACUGUGACGGUGUGCCUGGCAGUGAUUUCACAGGAGGACCAGGACCCAGGCCGUGUCCUGUGUUCACCUAUCGAGCUUCACCUGGAGCAGGCAGCAAGGGGGACUGCUUACCCUGCCCCCCUGGUUCCCACUGUAACAGCACAGGAUUUACAGACUACUCCAGUAGUCCCUGCCCACCUGGUUUUUGGUGCAGUGGGUCUGGACCCCCCAUCCCCUGCCCUGCUGGCACCAAGAGGCCCCUUCCUGGAGCUGCUGCACCCAGCCAGUGUGAACCAUGUGCGGGGGGGACCUUCUGCCCAGAUCCCCGGCUUACAGGAAAACCUAAUGUGGAGGGAAUCCCCUGCAGGGCCUCAUAUCAAUGCCCUAUAGGUGCAGUCUCAGAGAUGUUGUGCCGAGCCGGCUCAUUCUGUGGACCUCAGACUGCAGAGCCUCCCGUCUGUCCUGAAGGUUACUUUUGCCCUGAGGGAUCCCAGUCCUACCACGACCCCAAACAACUCUGUCCAUUCCCCUACUACUGCCCAGCCAACAGCUCGGCCAUGAAGUCCUGCGAGGGGGGUUCCAUGCCCAUCAACACCAGUGGGCUCAGAGGAUCUAAAAGCAUCUGCUGUAGUGUAUGUGAGGGGGGCACCUAUCGUCCUUACCUCUCUCCCAUCCUACAAUGCCUUUCAUGUCCACCAGGAUACUUUUGCCCACCAGGUACAGACCACUACAAGAGUAACGGCUGUCCUUUAAGUUAUGUCUGUCCCAUGAGAUCAACCCAACCAAUACCCUGCCCGCCUGGCACCUUUGGAAACCAGACUCAUGGUGAAACAAUAAUGGGUGACUGUCACCCAUGUCCAGUUGGCACCUUCAACCACCUGCCAGCUCAGAAGGCCUGCUUCCCCUGUGGCAGCUCCUCCAUCUCACUAGCAGGUUCUUCUUCUUGCACCUGCCUCGGUAAGAAUCGUGCGUUCCACCCCUCGGAUGGUUCAUGUUUAUGCAGAACUGGUUUCAUCUUCUACAAUGAACUAGAUUUCAAAAGCUUCACCUCCGACAGUGAGUUGGACUGCCAGCCUGAGGUGAGCAAACGAUGUGCAACAGGUCAGGUACGUUUGGCAUCAUCCAGAGACUGUGUGUCACCUUCCCUCCACUCCUGUAAUAUCACCUGUGGACCACAUGGAGGAAAUCUGGAUGUAGAGAUGGGCAUCUGCCAGUGUGAGCGAUAUGUGUCUGCUGAGGAGCUCUGCAACACUUCCUGCCUUUCCAGGCUGCCUCAGUUCUCUGCUAAGAUAUCGACAGAUGGAAACCUGCUGCUGAGCCUCAAAGAGAGAGAUAGCAUGGUGUGGGUCAGGACUUUAAUGAAUGUUUUAGGACCAGAUAUCCAUGCAAAGAAUAUUGGUAAAAUCCAUUUGGUCCAGUUUGACCCUGAAGGAGUUUUUGGUUGGAUUCCCACACAGACAGAACUUAUCCAUCAGUUCCUGUCAGAGCCAUUGCAAUUCCAUGAUACAAGACCGAGACAGAGGAGAGACACAAAACUUGAUGAUGAUGCCAACUUAGCUGUCCUUCCUCGUAUCCCAAACCCCAUUGCCUGUCUGACCUCUGGCGACAUGCUCAUUUUCCUAAUCACCAUCAACCAAACUGACCGCCGGCACAGCCACUUCCCAGUGUAUCAGAAAGACCACCUGUUUAACAGUAACCCUAGCUGGGACUUUGGUGCCUUCAGACGUCUACAGCUACUCAUGAAGCAGACAAGCGUUAACGCUACAAGUUUCGCCCAUGUGUUCACAGAGACAGGGAAGUAUACAUUUGUUGACAGUGCGGUCCCAGAGUGGAGUUUGGUGGCGGUGAUCAGCGAGGAGGGGACGGAGUGUGACCCUCGGGCGUCGGUCUUCCAGCCAAUGACGCCGGCACAGCUGGUCAAACUCGGCAUUGUCAAGCAGCACAGACUCAACCUGCUUCCUGACUGGGGAGUGAUAGCAGGGAUCCUGAGUCUGCUGCUGGUUGUAGUCGUGGUUUUGACCAGCACAGUGCUGGUUCUGCGACCUGGCAAAGCAAAACUCGUCUCCCAGUGGAGAAUGAAGCCAAAGUGGCGCAGCCUCGGGGAGCCCAUCUGUCCAGUGGACUGUACAUGCAGUGCAGAGAGCAUAGCUGUUCCAAGCCAUGGAGGCUUUCUGGGCAGCAGGGGUGUUGGAGAGGGAGCAGAGGCUGAGGAGCCUGUCAUAACAAAAGGAGGAAGUGUGUCUGGACGUUUUGAUCUGGAGGACUUCAAUGUCAAGACUCUUUACGAUAAGCUAGAGGAUCAAAACCUCCACAUAGCGUCACAACUGGCCCGACACCGCAAAGACACGCAGGAGUUUUACAGAAAUAUUUGUCAACAGGCUGAAACCCUUACUAAUGUCUUUGAGAAUAUGGACGGCAAAAAACUGGGUCAUCUUAAAGAGCUGCUGGCAAAUAAUUCCAUGACGGAUAAACCGUCUAACAGCAGUGCAGCAGAGAGAGACACACAAGGCAAGGUUUUUUAAUCUCUUCCCGCCAAGUCACUUGUUUAUAUUCUCCUUCUUAUGAAGUCCAAUGAUAUGAUUUAAGCUUUAUAAACAUCUUUACAAUGCACAUGGAAAUACAUCAUUAGCUGCUUGGCUAAUAAGCACAAAGAAGC